Messenger RNA from Phaethon lepturus (White-tailed tropicbird), 565 nucleotides. RefSeq names its product epithelial cell transforming 2 (gene ECT2). Gene Ontology annotation, biological process: activation of GTPase activity; regulation of cytokinesis, actomyosin contractile ring assembly; mitotic cytokinesis. NCBI's taxonomy places the organism in Eukaryota, Metazoa, Chordata, Aves, Phaethontiformes, Phaethontidae. Gene Ontology annotation, cellular component: nucleus; cell cortex. The record is from RefSeq and is a predicted model, not a curated record. The annotation marks the transcript as partial. Gene Ontology annotation, molecular function: guanyl-nucleotide exchange factor activity; GTPase activator activity. The transcript has 5 exons.
ACAUAUUAAUGAAGACAAGAGAAAAACGGAGGCACAAAGGCAAUUCUUUGAUGUGGUCUAUGAAGUUGAUGGAUGUCCAGCCAAUCUCUUGUCCUCUCAUCGAAGCUUAGUUCAGCGUUUGGAAACCGUAGCACUUGGUGAUGACCUCUGUGAUCUCUUUCUGUUCAAUGAUUGUCUAGAGAUUGCGAGGAAACGGCAUAAAGUUAUCGGUGCUUUCAAGAGUCCGCAUGGUCACACGAGGCCGCCUGCAUCUCUCAAGCAUGUUGUUCUUAUGCCUCUCUCCCAGAUCAAGAAAGUCCUAGACAUCAGGGAGACAGAAGAUUGCCAUAAAGCUUUUGCCUUAGUUGUGCGGCCACCUACAGAGCUGAACAACAAGCUACUCAGUUUCCAGAUGACAACUGAAGAACCUCCUAAGGAAGAUUGGUUGAAGAUGUUGUGUCGACAUGUGGCUAACACUAUUUGUAAAGCAGAUGCAGCUAUUCCUUCUCCUUCCUUGGCGAGUCUUCCCUCAAUCUUUGAAAAAAGGAGUCAUACAUUAAGUCGAUCAACAACUCACUUGAUAUGA